This is a messenger RNA of Electrophorus electricus (electric eel), 2677 nucleotides long. It is a transcript of the gene hps4, whose product is annotated as HPS4 biogenesis of lysosomal organelles complex 3 subunit 2. Gene Ontology annotation, molecular function: guanyl-nucleotide exchange factor activity; small GTPase binding. Gene Ontology annotation, cellular component: BLOC-3 complex; lysosomal membrane; cytoplasmic vesicle. NCBI's taxonomy places the organism in Eukaryota, Metazoa, Chordata, Actinopteri, Gymnotiformes, Gymnotidae. The record is from RefSeq and is a predicted model, not a curated record. Gene Ontology annotation, biological process: melanosome assembly; protein targeting; vesicle-mediated transport.
CUGAUGUUUUGUCUAAAGCGAGAUGUCGGCAGUGAAAGAGUUUUAAGUUCAGCCAUUCGCGAACACGGUUUGUUUCCAUUACAAGCAGCCGCUGGUGAGUGGUACGUUUGCUCCAGGACUGGUGCGGCUUUACUGGGAGACGCUGCGCUCCAGAAGAUGAAACGCUAAAGAAGGACGUUAUAGCCGGAGUCUCAUCCGCGUUCACUGAUGGCCGCCGAGUCGGAAACGAGACGGAUCAACGUUUUCUUCCUGUACGAUUGCUCAAAGGUGCAGGAGGAAUGCGACCUGACCCGGGCUGGAAUAUGCUAUUUCUACCCUGAAGAUACGCCCCUGGAACACCAGGAGCUGCUGUGUGGGCAGCUGGCUGGGGUGAGCCGCUGUGUGUCGGAACUCUCCUGCUCUCCUGUCCACCUGCUUCGUCUGCGUAAGAGCAAGUAUGCUGUUCGCAUGAGGGACACCUUCCUCUGGGUGCUGAGCUGUGUAUCUGAAGUUCCUGACAUUAGUGUGUGUGAGUUCUUGGAUCAUCUAAUUGGUCUUUUUUGUUUCUACAAUGGCCCAGUCCAACAGAGCUACCAGCUCCACAGCCAGGGGGAACUGGCUUUGCACUGGGCUCGCUACAUCUCUCACCUACAGGGUGGCUCUACCGAGCUGCACCACAUCUUCAGCUGCCUGGAAACCAUCCGCUCCACACGUAUUGACCCCCUGUUGCUGUUAAAGUCUGCCCUCAUCCUGCAGGCAUGUCAGCGCUGCCCUCUAGUGUUAGCGGGCUGCCUCCUCUACCAGGGCAGAGUGCUGAGCACACAAAUGUGUCCAGAGCUCACAAGGAAGGUGAUGGUGAAUGAGACAGAGACCUAUAGCCAGGAAGACCGGCUGCAGGCCCAUGGAGUGUGCUGGUCUGGGGCCACGCCCCCCUCCAAUACAGUCACAACGCCUGUAUUCCUGACCUCCUCUGAGGUGAACACACUACGCUGCCACCCAGUGGACAACUCAUGCAGAUUUCACUGCUCCUCUCAACCUCCCGACCAACCCAAGAAGACCCCUCUACUUUCACGCACUCUCUCCGACAUAGCGAACACCGACCUGGACCCUGCUGAAUUAGAGCACGCCCUCUGUCCACCAGCACACUACCAGACACACUCCUCUCCUCAUUCCUCCCUGUCGGAUGAAGAAUCCUUCAGUUUGUGUCCCUCGACAGCCAGCACUCCUCUUCACCUUACUGUGACGAGCCAAUCAGAAGGAAGCCCUUCUGAGUCACAUGACCACAUCUUACCAAAUGGGACAUUGCUAUAUAAGGCCAUAGAGAGCAGUAUGUUUGAAGGUGGCAGCCCCGUCAGGUCAGAGGGCGAGAGGAACACAGCGGAGGUUGUAGCAGUCACAGGUGGUGACCCCGUCAGGUCAGAGGGCGAGAGGAACACAGCGGAGAUUGUAGAGGUCACAGGUGGCGACCCCGUCAGGUCAGAGGGCGAGAGGAACACAGCGGAGGUUGUAGAGGUCACAGGUGGCGACCCCGUCAGGUCAGAGGGCGAGAGGAACACAGCGGAGGUUGUAGAGGUCACAGGUGGCGACCCCGUCAGGUCAGAGGGCGAGAGGAACACAGCGGAGGUUGUAGAGGUCACAGGUGGCGACCCCGUCAGGUCAGAGGGCGAGAGGAACACUGCGGAGGUUGUAGAGGUCACAGGUCCUGAGCAGGACCAGGUUAGUGCAAUCAGCAAUGGACUUGAGUCUGGACAGGACAGCCCACCCCAACAUGACGGGGAGGGGGAGGGGACCAAAGAGAUGGAGGUGAGGGGGGGUGUGAAGGAGGAGAUGAGGGAGGGGGGGAGGAGCGGGGACUGUCGGAGCCCCUCAGGUGGGACUCUGGACUGCCUGCUGUUGUAUCAGCACAGGGUUGGGAGUCUGGUCCUCGCCGUGCUGGUGGAGCCGCACUUCAACACAGACGCCAGCGCCAAGGAGGAUGUGUACUUCAGCUGUCUGGCCUCUCUGAAUGGGCUGGAGGCUCAUCUGAGGACAACCUCCUCACAACCACCACCAGCCCAAGGACCCUACAUCUACACACACUACGACUGUGUCCAGAACACACUCACCACGAAUGUGUCUGAACACUCUUCCAGUUCUCAGGAUUCAUUUGUAAAGGCUACAGCCCUGCUGCACUCAGACUUCUCCCUCAAGGACACACUGCAGGAAGCCAUUGUUAGGAAUGCCAGCUGUGCUGUGUAUGCUACUCGCACCAAGGCACAGGAGACAUACUUUCUCCAGCAGGGCACGUCUGCCAGGAACUCUGGGAUUCCCAAUGUCCAGGAUACGGCUUUUUCGCUACCAGGCAAAGCCCGCCAACGCUUACUCAAACACGGGGUCAACCUGCUGUGAGCACAGUUCCGUCACCACCAAUACCAGCUAGGAAAUGGAUUACGUAUUAUUUUUUAUGCAUAAAUUAUAUAUUCUCUAUGUGCCCCACUUUCUUGCGAGUGCGUGCACACACACACACACCUCAAAUGAACUGUGAUUAAUAUUUAAUUAGAUAUAAAUAGUAUUUGUUGCGCUUCAAGUGAAUUAAGCACGUAUUAAUGGACUGGUAGCGCGCGGUGACAGACCACAGCAGUGGCAGUAGGCGGAGCUCGUGAGAACACGUGAUGUUUGAUCAUUGAUUUUCUAAUAAAUUAAACGAGUUUAAUUCUGA